AUGUUCCGCCACAUUUUCAACCACAAGGUCCCGUACCCUCGUCCCAUCGGCUUCACCGUUCCCGAAAAGGGAACAUACACAGGCCUCGACUCAAUCGCGGCCCACGGCCUCGGCACCGCACAGUCCCCCGAGCGGACGGGACGGGUCCGCUGCGUGGCCAUCAGACAACAAGAGCAACUGUACAAGGACCUCAAACAACUCCAAAGGGACCAGGCGCUCGAUCACGCAAAUCUGGAUCAUCACUACGCCAUGAAGAUGCAGGAUGCGACGGCGCAGUAUCGGUCGAACCUGCGCUGUCUGGGGGGCGGCGUGUACUCGAAUGGGGAUGUGUUGUUGGCCAAGAGGCUUGCAAAGUGCCAUGGGAGGCGGAUCAAGGCUUUGCGGAAGGAGAGGGAGAGGAAUCGGAGGUGGUUGGAUUUGUGGUUUGAUGGGCGGGUUGUGAGGAUUAUGGGUUUGUUGAGGAGGGAGUGGGAGAUGUGUGGUUCUUGUGCGGGGUUUCCGUACUGGGGAGAUGGGGCGCGUGGAGGUGUUGUAGGUUUUGGAAUGGAUUUGUGA
Molecule: messenger RNA, 555 nt
Organism: Colletotrichum orchidophilum
Lineage: Eukaryota; Fungi; Ascomycota; Sordariomycetes; Glomerellales; Glomerellaceae
Exons: 1
Coding region: 1-555 (184 amino acids)
Source: RefSeq, a predicted model, not a curated record